Molecule: messenger RNA, 2019 nt
Organism: Haliotis rufescens (red abalone)
Lineage: Eukaryota; Metazoa; Mollusca; Gastropoda; Lepetellida; Haliotidae
Product: Y+L amino acid transporter 2-like
Exons: 10
Coding region: 282-1796 (504 amino acids)
Biological process (GO): amino acid transmembrane transport
Cellular component (GO): plasma membrane
Molecular function (GO): L-amino acid transmembrane transporter activity
Source: RefSeq, a predicted model, not a curated record
CAGUUUUAUUUAUAGACAGCAUAUUGACCCAGUUACAAACAGUUUGCUGUGGCUCCCUGAUCGUGCGAUGUGGAGACAUCAAUAUCACACUUACAGCCACCACAAUAUUGAAACCCUAGGGAGUGAAAUCUAAAAACUGCGAAACGCUGCCAAUGAUAUAUGAAGUUUUCACAACCAUCUGACUUUUUUUUAGCGGGGAACAGCUGUAGCUAAGUGCGAGAACUUGUAUGAACACUGGCAUGUGCAGGUUUCCGAUCUAACGAAGAAGUAUAAGAUUAACCAUGACAGAACCAACAACUAACGGUACCGACUUUCCGGACAGUAACCAUGCAAUGAUGACAGACAAAAGUGAUGUGAAAAGAAGAAAAUCUUCUGUCAAGGUUACGGUAGAAAACCAGGAAGAGCCGAAACUCAAAAGAUCAAUUGGUUUGUUCUCAGCUACGACAAUGUUGAUAGCCAACACAGGAGGAAAUGGCAUAUUCAUAGCGUCCACUGCUAUCCUGUAUUAUGCAGGGUCUCCAGGCUUUGCCUUGGUUCUGUGGGUUGUGUCAGGAUUGGUAAACUUUGGCCUGUCAGGCUGUUUUACGGAGGUCGGGCUUUUACUGCCAAAGGCUGGCGGGCCGUACUUCUACGUCAUGCAAGUGUUUGGUUCUCUGCCGGGGUUUGUGGUCUUGUGGGGAUUUCUGUGGAUGAUAAUGGCACCGGCAUGGGCACUUGGGGGAUACACAGCGUCCCUUUAUAUCAUCAAACUAGCUUUCCCUGGCUGUACACCUCCAGAUGUGGGAGUGAAGCUGCUUGCUGCUGCAUUAUUAGUGAUUCUGAUGUUCCUGAACUGCCUCUACAUGAAGGUCGUCACCAAGUUCCAGUCCGUCCUGAGUUCAUUAAAGGUGAUAGCCAUGCUCAUCAUCAUCAUCGGGGGGAUGUACAAGCUGAGCGACAAGAGAUACAGGGAACAACUGCCUCUGUUCUGGGAAGGAACUACCACAGAUCCGGGAAACAUUGCUCUCGGCCUCGUGUCUGGCUACUUCUCAUAUGGAGGUUGGCAGGUGAUCACCAUCUUGAUGGAAGAGGUGAAGGACCCAAUCAGAAAUGUGCCAAGAUCCCUGAGUCUGACUUUUGUAACUGUGAUCAUCCUGUACACUGUCACAAACUUCUCUUACUGUGUGGUGCUGUCCAUGCCAGAGAUGCUCGAGUCUAAUGCUGUUGCUGUUACAUUUGGGUAUCACCUGCACCCAACUCUAUCCGUGGUCAUCUCGGUGCUGGUGGCUCUUUCCUGUGUCAGCACCCUCAAUGUCCUCAUCCUCGGACAACCCAGGAUGGUGUUUGCAGCUGGGUGUAAUGGCCAUAUGCCAGGCCUGAUGGGUAUGAUCAACAGGAAGUACCUCACACCGUGGCCAGCGACGUUCUUUGUUAGUAUUCCAGCACUGGCCAUUUUAUUCUCUGGGUCUGUUGUUAGGCUGAUUGAUGCAAUGAGCCUCUAUACGUGUAUGAUGGUGUCCUCUGUCCUGAUAGUUCUACUGUACCUGCGCUGGAAGAAACCAAUGGCCAAAAGGCCAAUCAAGAUGCCGAUCAUCUUGCCGAUACUGGAGCUGAUGUUGUCUACAGUGCUGAUCUGCCUGUCUGUCUACCAGAAGCCGCUGGAACUCGGCUUGUGUCUCGCGAUCGUUGCAGCAGGGAUACCGGUCUACUUCAUUUGUGUCGAGUGGAAAUCCAAGCCUAAAGUUUUUCUCAGAUUUAUGGAACGUUCAACAUUAUUCUUGAAGACUUUAUUGUAUGUGGAGUCUCCAGCACAAUGAUGUCAGCUGUUCCUAGCUCUUCACCAAGUGUCACCAAGUGUCGCCAAAGGUCACCAAGUGUCACCAAGUGUCGCCAAGUGCCACCUCAGCUCGUCGCCAACUUGUUAUCUAGAGAAAGGGGCUCGUUCUGCCCAUCCGUCAUGUUUCGUUUCUGGAGCAUAACUCAGAAACCAUUCAAUAUUUUUUCAUGAAACUUUGCAGGUCUGUCAAGUACAUGCUUAAC